UACUCGAGCUUCGUUCGUCUCGGUGCCUAAUACAUCUCUUCGGUCUGCAACUAGUGUAUCGCCUCGGAUGUCAUCACGGUUGGCAAAGAAGAUCCAUCCUUUUAUUCUUACAAAAAGUCGAGACAUCUAUCCGUACUUAGCUUCCAAGGAUUCCUUGGACUCGACCGAGUCAUUGCGAGAGGAGCACGGUGGCACAGGGAGCUCAACACCUUCAGCAUCUACUCUCAAGAAAAAGAUGGGCUCUCCGCGUAACAUCAAUUUUGACGAUGGCACAAAGGCUGCGCUCAUGGAAGAGUGGGCAAAUCUUCGCAUGUCUCAAGGAACACUGCUAUCAACUAUGAAUGCAAGUAAGGAUACAACGACGCACCUCCACAGUAAUCGUGGAAGUCAGGAACCCUGCAACGAAGCGCAGAUCCCGUCCGGUGAAGUGGCUGAACCCGACAAUCCACACCCCACUCCAACCAAUGACCACAUAAAACAUCCUUCCUGCUCCCUGUCUAACCAAGUGGUUGAGCCGCUCCCAGACUCGGAUGCCCCUGCUACAAAUGAGUUACUAUUCACUCCCCCGCUCCCGCUGGGUGAGGAAUUUACUCUACAUAAUAGUUUGUCAGAUUGUGACUUACGGUAUCCGAGCUCGUCACCGGAGAAUGUUCAUGCAGCGAUUGAGGGUACGGCUCCAUCGCAGUAUGUUAAUGAGGGGACAACGGAAACAAUAGCCCAGGCUUCACAUACCCCUGUCAUCGAUUCUCUAGAGGUUGUGGACCAGCCCCUCCAACUACUUGCUACCGACAGUAAAACGGUGACGUUGCAUCCCCCAAGUAGUCCUAUACUCUCAAAGCUUGAUAUCCUCCCCGAGACCACGAUUUCAGCUGGACCUGCGGCCUCUGUCAAACCUGCAGAAUCCUCGGGUAGAGCUUCUCCCGUCGAUAUUCAACUUGUCGUCUCACCUCAAGCCGAUAUCGAUGAUAUUGUUUUGGGUUUUCAUAUGCUGGACCUGCAUGAGGUGCUUUCGCCAUGGGUGCCAAUGUCUCCCGCAGCACCAUCUGUUUACGUCCCACCUGCUGUGCAGCACUUAAUCGCUGGCGCAUCAAGAUGGAAGAAGUGGUUGAUAGAUUACAGAGGGAACGGGGACCAGAUACGGGAGCAAGAUGCAUCUCCAUCUCAACAACCUCCCUCAUUGCAUGCUUCACCGCGUGCGGCUUCGACGCACGCGAGCCCAGAAGAAGCUGGGCAGUGGGAUGGUGGACCCAAACCAACAUCCACUGAUACCACUUAUCCGGAUGUUACGACGGAAGAUUCUUGCGCCUGAGGCACCGAGUCAUCUCGCUUUCGAUCUGAUUCUACUGCUGUAUCUCUGCUUUGUCGCAACCUAUACGAACUGGACAAUGGAUAGCGCAACGUUCUAGGCGAUCUUUCAUACGGAUCUAAAGUUUCCAUUAGUAGGAUCUUAGUCGCGUUGAACCUGCAUACCACUUAUCCCCAAAUAACAAUUCAGAUACAUGAUUGAUAAAAUACACUU
Molecule: messenger RNA, 1519 nt
Organism: Suillus fuscotomentosus
Lineage: Eukaryota; Fungi; Basidiomycota; Agaricomycetes; Boletales; Suillaceae
Exons: 2
Coding region: 68-1309 (413 amino acids)
Source: RefSeq, a predicted model, not a curated record